This is a messenger RNA of Gadus chalcogrammus (walleye pollock), 1580 nucleotides long. Its product is annotated as vacuolar protein sorting-associated protein 8 homolog. The coding region runs from base 317 to 637 and encodes 106 amino acids. The transcript is spliced from 6 exons. The record is from RefSeq and is a predicted model, not a curated record. NCBI's taxonomy places the organism in Eukaryota, Metazoa, Chordata, Actinopteri, Gadiformes, Gadidae.
CACCUUCAACUAUGAGCAGACCCUCCUUGAGACCACCACCAGCCUGCUGAACCACGACCUCCACUGGUCCCUUGCCCACCUGCGGGCCAGCGUGACGCGGGGGCUGGUGCCGCGGCAGGACACCUGCAACAUCUGCCUGCUGCAGUACAGGUGGCGCCACGACCCCCCCGAGGAGAUCGUCAUCUUCAGCUGUGGCCACCUGUACCACUGCCAGUGCCUGCAGGCCAAAGACUGUGGGAGUGGCUCCGGCUCGGAGCGACCGCAGCAGUGGAGCUGCUUCAAGUGCUCGUCCAAUCAGGGAGGAAGGGGCGGAGCCAUGGCAGACCAGAGGCGAGCCCGGAGCACCUCUCUAGCCCAGACGAACGUGACCUCAUCGCUCCGAGAGCCCGGCCUGGAGGCUCAUGGGAAAAAGCUGUUCGUGGAGGCGACCCUUGACCCCCAGCAGGCCCAAUCCUGGGACCACCUGCGGUGUUUGUACCACGGGCCGUCGCGGCUGGCGAUCCUCUCGGAGCUCACGCAUUGCCAUGGCAACGAGAAGGCGGGGCUUCUGCAUCCUGCCCCCCAGGGCACAGGAAGUGUGUUCCACAGCGAGGACUUCAAGCUGAAGCUGUCCCCCCCGCCGGCGGUGGAGGAGUAGAGUGGGGCUCUGAGGGGCUCCAGUGUUCAGCUCCCUGCUGCAUGGAGCCGUCAGGAAACAACCCAACCAAAACGUUAGAUGGAAAACAAUCCAAGAUCAGGGAAUGUGAUGUGACCUAAACGUGGUCGGUCCGACUAUGAAACGGCUUCGCUUGAGGUCCAGAAUACUUUGCAGCCUUUGUCGAUUCGGAGGGCAGCCAGAGAGCCAGGACAAACCACUAGAACUAAAACCAGUACGACCAGUACAUACAAUCCUACUGCUCUUACACAAAGAGUUAUAGCAGUGCACAGAAUACUUCUCCCUGUACACAUACAGUAGUAGAAGUACACAUAGUACUGGCAGUACAUAGAAUACAUCUCCCUUUAUACGCUCAGUAGUUCAAGCAGUACACAGACUUACAGCAGUACACAUAAUACUUCUCCCUGUAUACAUACAGUAGUACUAGCCCUACACAGAGUAUGAGUAGUACAGAGAAUACGUCUCCUGUACACACAGUAGUACUAGCAGUAAUCAGCAGUGUGGUGGGAUGGUUCACCAGCUGAUGAACUAGUCACUCUGCUCAUGUAUAAAUAACCCAUGGAUGACCCUGUCUGGUUCAGAGGGAGAGAGAUUUUUUUCGAGUUUUUGUACUCAAUGAGUGCAUUUGUUGAUGAAAAACAACUUGUUCGGAACACUAAAGUGUUUUAUUGUUGAUAGAUGUUUUUCUGUGUCAUGUAUCAGCAUCUGCAGAUAACAUGGAAAAGACUUAAUGAUUCUUAUUUACUUAAUACUUAAAAAUCUGUAAAAAGGGAUUAUUAAAUAAAAUAUCAUUAAAAAUAUCAUUGGUUUAAUAUGUUUUCGUUAUUGUUCAAGUUCACUAGUUCAUUUCAGAUUUUGUAAAUAAUAUUUAGUACUAUGCUUGGCAUCUCCACUUGUUUUACCGUUAUCAGCCAAUAAACCUGAA